Messenger RNA from Talaromyces proteolyticus, 1252 nucleotides. RefSeq names its product putative actin cytoskeleton protein. The coding region runs from base 258 to 1019 and encodes 253 amino acids. Gene Ontology annotation, molecular function: RNA binding. Lineage: Eukaryota; Fungi; Ascomycota; Eurotiomycetes; Eurotiales; Trichocomaceae. The record is from RefSeq and is a predicted model, not a curated record. The transcript is spliced from 3 exons.
GUUCUAUCACAUGUAGGCUGCGUGGGCAGUGUGGCUGGUGCUAGGCAAUUGCAUUUCGCCUGUUUCGCCUGCCCCUCCUACGUCAUGUGGCACAGGUAGCUUCCCCCGCCCAACAGCACAUGUGUAGUGAUGACAUACACCAACCAUAAGUAUUAAGUUAGCUGUUCUGCACGAUCACAUUACCUCUUUCCUAUCACCUCACUGUUAAAACCUAUUGUUACUCUCUAUUACAUUCGCAAUAACGACCUAAAUAAGCCAUGUCUGGAAGCAACGUCGUCCACGUCAAGGGCAUUGCCCCCACGACAACCGAGAAGGAAGUUCAUGAUUUUUUCAGCUUCUGUGGAAAAAUCUCCAACUUGUCUUUGACACCUGAGUCUGGUGAAGCUGACGCCAAGAAGUCCGCUACGGUUACCUUCGAGAAGGAGACCGCCGCAAAGACAGCCCUCCUCCUCGACAACACCCAGCUCGGACCGUCCGCUGUCCGUGUCGAGGCAGCCCACAGCAUCGACGACAUUGCCGGCACCCAUGCAGCCAGCGCCAACGAAGCCAAGGACGAAAACCACCAUGACAUUGAGCAAGAAGACAAACCCCGCUCACGCAUCAUCGCUGAGUACCUCGCUCACGGCUACGUCGUCAGCGACCAGGCCAUCCAGCAGGCGAUUGCGCUCGACAACAAGCACGGCUUCUCCAACAAAUUCACCUCUGCACUCUCCAACUUCGACACCAAAUUCAAAGCCACCGACCGCGCCAAGGGGCUCGACGAGAAAUAUAAUAUCACCAACCAGGCCACUACCGGCUGGCGCGGCUUGACCUCGUACUUCGAGAAGGCCCUCGAUACCCCCACCGGCCAAAAAGUGCGCGACUUUUACGUCCAGACUGAUAAGCAGGUUCGCGACAUCCACAAUGAAGCUCGGCGUCUGGCGGAUCUCAAGAGCGGAAAGACCCCUGCUGAGACUGCUGAGACUACUGGUCCUGGCGCCGUUGGUGAGGUUGCUGCCGAGCCCAAGCCUACCGCAUAAGACUUUUCUUUUCAUUAUUAGUGUUUCGUGUUAAUUCGGUUGCUUACGACGUUUCGACGAGGUCAUGAUGAAAUAAUUCUAUUCUGUUCUGUUCCUUUUCAAGUGCUUGUUUCAAGAGAACGGGUUUCCUGUAAAUACGUAUGAAAUAGCUUAUACUCGACUUUGCGAGGAUUCUACGUAUACAUUGAGAAUUAAACUGUUAUACAACUUAGCAAUAAAAAUCUAAAAAUAUA